Molecule: messenger RNA, 2781 nt
Organism: Mya arenaria
Lineage: Eukaryota; Metazoa; Mollusca; Bivalvia; Myida; Myidae
Product: synaptonemal complex protein 1-like
Exons: 8
Coding region: 331-1818 (495 amino acids)
Source: RefSeq, a predicted model, not a curated record
AUUGGGUUCUUUAUAACGUUUAGUGUAAAAAAAAUAAGAAAAUGACACUCAGCAGUUUAUGUGAUUUGGGCUUCAAAGAACAGCUUAAGGAGUGUUGAAUUUAUAGUAUAAGGAAAAUAUUUGAAUUUCGUUAAAUCUCAUUUAUGAAAUAAUACGAUGUGCAAUGGGAAUAUUAAAAGCUAAUGACAGGUAUUGGCUGCGAGAACGAAUAUAGAGCAACAAGGUUUCCUACGUUGAUGAGAUCACUUUUAAAUCUUUUGAGUUUAAUAGAUAUUCAACGUCGUAUUCAGUGUGCCUGUAUGCUACUGAAAGUGUGAGUGCGUUUUCACGAUGGGAAACCUUUUAAGUUACCCGCACAAGGUGGAGGCAGACCGGAAGGAGAAGCUGCAGCGUGUGCGGCAUCACCAGAAGAGGUGGUCGGAGCCCUUUUCUCCCAACAGCCUGCAGAGGGACCGGAAGAUUGUGCUGCCUUACGCCGAUACCAACAUCAGCAUGCGGAGCAGUGAGGUGAGGGAGCGUAAUGGGAUUUCCGGGGUGGAGACUAGUGUUAAAAUGGUGCCGGACCUCCAGCUGGACCUGGACCUGUCCCAGUUCUCCGUGGAGACUGUCAAACUCUCCUCCGGCCCCACCUCACAGCGCUCCAUCUACAACAGGCCUCGCAGGUAUAUCAAGCGGUACCGGAGCGACGAGGAGCGGUUGGAGGACGAGGUCCAGGAGCGGGAGAAGCUACUGCAAGCUGCCAUCAGACAGGGGCAUCAGCUCCGCGCCAAGUGUAACAGAUACAAGGAAGAACUAGAAAACUUGAAGGCGUUAAGCUCUGUGGACAUGACCGACGUUGAGUGGCGGCGGAAGUACAGCGAGAUGGAAAGUCGCUACCGUGACCUUCGAGAGGAGCUGGACCUCAUGGCCGCCAGAAACAAGAACGGCAGGGAUUACCUGCGUCAGCAAGGUGAGACCAUCCAAAUGCUAAAUAACGAUCUGCAGAUGGAAAAACUCGAAAGGUCCAGGAUACUAUCCAGCAGCCUGAGUAGCCUUGCUAGCGCGGGGAAGGUAAAGGACAAGAAAGGGAGGCACCAAAUCACCCAGCUGCUUGUCGACAAGCAUUUACUGGAGGACCGAGUCCGCGAUCUCACCGCUCGCAACCAGAGAGGCAGGAAUUACCUGACGCGGUUGGAGGCGGAGAAGCGCGAUCAGGAGGCCAUGCUGACGCACCUCAAGGCUCAGCUGCUACUGGAAAAACAGGACAAGGAACAUCUCCUCGCAAACGUCACUAUUUUGAGCGCCAGCCGUGACAACAUUGUUACCUUGGAGACGGAACACCCUGAGUACGCGCAAGUGAACAAGAAGCGGGAGUCGACCAGCAAGGCUUCCGAGACGCCAUAUGUUGAUUCUCCAAGGUCCGGAACCAGCACACGAGUGUUCGUGGUUUCGGAGGAAGGAGACGAAAGGUCCACGGGGUUCGAAAUCAUAGACACACAAAACACGUCUGUUCGUGGCACUGUGUUCUCUUCAGAGGAUCCCUAUGAGGUAAUAGCGUCAGUUCAUGACGUGAACAGAACAGAUGGUCAGGAAGAAACUGGCGGCUACUCAAAACAAGAAAAGAGACCGUCCUCACCUGAGCCAGAGAGCGAGAACGGAAGUAAUCGCACGGAAGAGGACGACGAAGAGUACACUGGGACGCCGGAGCGAUCGGAGUCGCCGCCAACCCCGCCCGUGCUGGUGAAAGCGGAACACAUACAGCUGGAUGAACCCACUUGGGAUACUGUGCCGGAGAGCAGCGCCAUUGACUAUCAAUCAGAAACUACCACCAAAUUUUAGAUUGUAGAAUUGUGAACGAAAUUACAUUUUUUUGCAUGUAAAGCGGGAUUUAGAUAUUAUAGAUCUAUCUAUUUAAAACGAACAUAUAAUGUUUAUUGAUUUGAAUAUAAAAACGACUUUUAGAUUAAAGCCUACAUUUCCAGCCACAGAAAUUACCUAUCGCGCGGUCGCAUAUAGGUACCAUCGGGCGCGCGCCCCCCUAAAAACGUCCAGGUUUUUAUGUCCAUAUAUCGUUCAAAUAAUACCAUUCCGGACAAGAAAUUGUUAACAUUUUCACCAUUUCCCCCUGCCAAUACAUUUACAUGUGUAUGUCGGUUCUGAGGGAGGGGCAAAUAUCAAAAUGUUGUGUCCUUAACUUAUGCCCCUUUACACGUCAAAUCCUGAAUCCUCCCUUGAUAAUUUGGCUACCCAUUCGUUAAAAUACGUCAGAACAAAUUGUGUAAGAUCUAAAAUGGUUGUCGAUUAUUUUUUGAAGUCAUACUAUUAAAGUGAACCUCACGUCAUAUAUGACGUCAUUCCCGCAUGCGCCAUGUUUGUUUACAGGUCAAACUUAUGUCCCGAGCAUUGUGAUGUCAUUGGUAAGUUCUGCUCUUUUAUCUAAAAUACACUCGUGUAAAUGAAAUAUAAAGGAAAUGCUUUAAAAUAUGUCAAUAGCCUUUACUUAAGUAAUUUAGCUUAAAUGAAUACGGGUGUUCAUUUUGUUCGUUUCGGUUCAGUAUGAGGUCAGCUUACUGCAGUAAAAAAGUAGCAUCUCGAAAUUAGAACUAUUUCCUGUCAUAUUUCUUUAGUACUGCGGUUCAUGUUAACCUUGCAGAUCUCUUUUUUAUAUUAUUAUAUUAUAAAUAUGAGUUUUAUUAUAUCUAUAUUUUGAAUACUAUUUGCAUGUAAAUAAUAUAUUCAUGGUGUUGGAAUUGUUUACUCUGGGAGGUAACUUACUUUUACAAAUAAAUGUUUAUAAAAGCA